Molecule: messenger RNA, 1409 nt
Organism: Papaver somniferum (opium poppy)
Lineage: Eukaryota; Viridiplantae; Streptophyta; Magnoliopsida; Ranunculales; Papaveraceae
Product: nucleolar protein dao-5-like
Exons: 4
Coding region: 182-1174 (330 amino acids)
Source: RefSeq, a predicted model, not a curated record
CUUAAACUGGACAAGAUUUUUUUUUGUUUGUCAGAACAUAUUCUUUCUAAGGGUCCAUUCCAGAUAUAUUGGUGCUCAUAUCUUGAUCAAUCUUCUUAGCUUUCAUUGUUAUAAUUGUUUCUUCUGUUUCCUUCACUGAUAGCCCAGGGUUUUUAACAACUGAUUCAAUCGUAACGACGCCAUGGGUAACGAGCAAUCAGGACAUCAUAAGGAUGGAGCUGAAAAACUGAAAAAGCACGACAAGAACAAAGAAGUGAAACCCGAGGAAACAUCAGGAGUAAGUGAUGUUGUGAAACCAGAAUUAGAUACUAAAGAGCCAGAUGCUACUGCGGCUGAAGCAUCCGUUGGAUUGGCAAGCGUUUUACAGGUUCCAACUGAUACAAGCUCCGAGAUAAGCACUGCGGAAACAGUAGCUAGCAACCACCAAGUUCCGGUUGAAAUGCCUGUCGAAAAAGAAAUACCCGUGGAUACAAAAACUGGUACCCACGAACAUAAAGCUGAACAACCGAAGCCAGCAGAGCUCACAAAAGCCGAAACCUUUUUUUAUGAAUGUAAACAAGAAGAGCCUGCUGCCACAACAAAUGAUGUGAUACCAGAAUCAAGUCCUGCUGUCGAGAAACCAAUCCCAAAAACAGAACCAAGCGUUGCGGUCGAGAAACCAAUCGCAAAAACAGAACCAAGCAUUGCGGUCGACAAACCAAUCGCAAAAACAGAACCAAGCGUUGCUAUUGAGAAACCUGUUGCAAAAGCAGAAACAAACAUUGUUGUCGAGAAACCAAUCGCAAAAACAGAACCAAGUGUUGUUGCUGACAAACCAAUUGCAAAAACUGAAGACACAUCGAAGGACCUGGAGAAACCAGUUCUCUUAGAUUUGGAAGGCAACACCAGCCAACGAAUCGGAGAAUCCAGUCGAACAGUUGACUCAACCAUCGGGCAAUCCGGUCGAACCCCAUUGCUAAAUCAGGAGGAAACUGUAGAGCCACAGAAAAAAUUGACAGAGAAACAGGUAAAUGAAUUGGAACGAGUUAGUACAGACACGGUAAAUGCUCCGUUGUUAGCCGUCAUGAAGGAUGAUGUUCCAGAAUCACCAAGGAAAGAAAUAGUGGGGAAAGAGAAUCUCAAACGGAAUAAGUCUUUCAUAAGCAGCUUUCUGUGCUGUACAGCACCCCAGUGAAGAUUUCCUUCCUCAGUUUCAGUACAUCAAAAACAGAAAUUAUACACUUUUAUUUAAUGUGUAUAUGUUUUUUUUUUCCACUAAGGUUGAUUGUUUUGUUUGUGGAUGUUGAUGAAUGCGAGAUUUAUGAUUCUCGGUUUAUAGAUAUCUGAGGGAUUGUAAUGGUCUCUGCAUUUUGUGGGAUUUGUAUUGGUUCUUUUUAAUUGCAUCAAUAAAAUUGUGAAUUUGGUUUGAA